Messenger RNA from Venturia canescens, 3217 nucleotides. RefSeq lists its product as uncharacterized. Gene Ontology annotation, molecular function: protein binding. Lineage: Eukaryota; Metazoa; Arthropoda; Insecta; Hymenoptera; Ichneumonidae. The transcript is spliced from 11 exons. The coding region runs from base 64 to 2883 and encodes 939 amino acids. The record is from RefSeq and is a predicted model, not a curated record.
UGAUUAGUGAAUAAAAAAUUUUUUAUAACAGGAUAUAUAAAGUUUUAAAACAGAAGUGAAGCAAUGCAAGAUAUUUGCGAAGAUAUUCGAACGGCGAUAGAGCACGGUCGGACCGAUAUAAUAAGAUCGCUUUUAGGAGCAUGUGAAAAUGGAAACAACGGAGAUGGAGUGACCAAGGAUGAAAUUCUUAAUCAACCAUUCCUCGAAGAGGGAACUUUUUUAUCCUAUGCUUCGAAGAUUAAUCAAGUAGACGUUGUAAGAACAUUGCUGAGUUGCGGAGCAGAUCCAACAAUAAAAAAUGCACAUGGACAUAAUGCAGUGGAUUUAGCAGCAAGUGAAGUUAUUCGUUUGAUUUAUGUAGAAGAAUUAUUGCGAGCCACUGCUGCUUCCGAAGUCGAAAGAGUUGAGCAAUUAUUAGCAGCAGGAAUCAACGUUAAUUCUUGGGACUCUGAAGGAAGCAAAAAUACGCCUUUGCAUUGGGCAGCUUGUUAUGGCAAUAAAGAAAUAGUCGGAUGUCUUAUAGAUAGCGGAGCUGAUGUUAAUUCGGAAAACGGAUGUGGAGCUACGCCAUUACACGAUGCAGUAAAUCGUGGUGAUGUUGCUAUUUGUCAAGGAUUGUUGCAGGCUGGAGCUGAUCCUCAUAUCAGAGCUUUACAAGGAACUUUUGCUGGAAAAAGCCCAUACGAUUUGGCACGCAAUAAACCAGGGCUCCAACCGCUGAUGCAACGUUUUAUAUCGAAUUCGACCUCGAAAGAGAACGAUACGAUACACAGCGCAACUAUGGCAUUUACAGAUACAAAUUUUUGCCAAAAAAAUAUUUCUGCAAAUAUGAGCCAGUUGUCUAUAGACUCGACCAAAUCGACCGACCCGUUGUACGACGUAUCGAUACGUGAAUCGAGUGUCGAAAGCCCAGUGAGGUCUGUUCUCGAUAAGACAGGAAUUUACAAUCUCAUAUGGCCUGAGCCAAAAACGGUCCUCGAAUUGGGUCAUAUUUCACCACCAUUUAUAGCUGGCAAAGAACUAUUUAUAUCCAUUAUACAGGGUAGCGAAUCUAUACACGGAAUUUUGGAUGUAUGGGAAAUAAGCAGAACGCAUUUACUGGAGCUUGGUCACAACGUGAAAAUCGGUGAAGUACAACCAGGUUCGGGUCGAGCAAUAGGAGACAAUAGAAUCGAGUGCAUAGUGAAUAAAAAAUUAUUCAACAUAUCGGACGGUUACCAGCUUCACAUAUCGCAAAAUUCGAUAAAAGUCAGCGCCGGAAGUCUCGCUGGUUUGCACUACGCUGUUUGUACGUUCGUGCAAAUAUUGCGACUCAGCAAAAAUCCAGAUGCACCGGAAGUCUGCGAAAUCGAAGCUGUGAUGAUCAAAGAUGAACCACGUUUCAUGCAUCGGGCCGUACUUUUGGAUAUUUCACCAAGGGGCAGAAUCCCCACUUUGGAAUAUUUAUUACAUACCAUCGACCUUUGGUCUUCGUUCAAAAUAUCACAUUUACAUCUUUAUUCGCGGUUAACACCGAGUUGUGACUGGCAGCUUUGUUAUUCGAGAUCGGAAAUGGUUACGCUUGAUCGAUAUUGCAGGGAUCGUCAUUUAGACCUUGUGCCAGCCUUAGACGUAGAUUCGAAUGUGAGUCAACGUCACCUCGCCCAAAUGUGGCCAUUGUUUCAAGAAUUACUCGCAACAUUUCCCAGCCUGAGUUACGUCCACGUGGGCCCACGAUUAGCGAGCUUGCUCGUUCAACCUGACAACCUCGAUUUGAGUAUGAGCAUCAACGAGACUGUAGAGACGGACAUGUCCGAAGUUUUUAAAUCAUACUCGUGCUUGCAAGAAUUGUGGCAUAUUUUGAAUUUGAGCUCGGAUACAACGCUUUUACUUUGUUCCAAUGGUUUACAUUCCAAACCGGAAUUUCGUAGUGUUCCCAGCAACGUUAUACUGGUUGAGUACGGGUUUCAGGCGGAUUAUGAUUUUUCCGAAUGGACAGAAGCGUUCAAAGUCGCGGGUGGAAAUGUUCUUCCAAGUUCGGGUACAGCGAGUUACAAUAGUUUGGCCGGGUGUCCGGCAUCAACAUUCGCAAAUACGAAAAAUGCAGUUAAAACAGCAUUGGAGCAAGACUCCAUUGGAAUAGUUGUAGCUCAUUGGUCGGGAAGUCACCAUUUAACACCACAUCCGUUUUCUUGGGUCGGUUAUCUUAUCGGCGCUGGUUUAGCCUGGAAUCCCUCCACUGAAAUCGAUCUCGAUUUGUCUGAGAAUUACGACCUGUCGGAAGCUGCGUUAGCGACAAAACAGCACCAACGAUCCAUAACGAACAUUCUCAACAUUCACGUGUUCCAAGAUCCUGAAUAUAAAAUUGGAGCCGCAAUUCUGGAGCUUGGACGAGUCGAUACUCUCGUUUUGACAUUGAGUAAAAAUCAGGAUAUUAAGGAUUUGCAACAAAUACCUGAUAAUCGGGGAUCGACGCUUUACAGAUUACUUACCGAUUCGGAUAACGUUAAUCUCGAGUAUUUGUCUGCGGAUCUGUUUGCGAAAAUGACGAAGCAAAUAAAACGCGUAUCACACUCGUUGUACGAGUGCAACGUGACUUCAAAAUUCGGUUCAAUGGAAAUCCAGGAACUGCAACUGACGGCUGAUUUAAUGUUGACAGCGUGUAGAAUUGGACGAACGUUGAUUGGUGUCGGUGUUAAUCCAAAUAGCAAUAUGGGACUGGCGGUUAUUAAUUUAGGGGUUUGCAAUUUACCACCAACGUUUAGAACGGACAUAGCCAAUAAAAUGUUAGCUCAUAUCGAGCAGUACAAAGGCGCGUGGUUACAGAGACAUUUGCCUCAAGGUCUACAAAGCUCGCUGCUUGUAUUGACCGGUGCUUUGCAUCGAUUCGUUCCCGAGCAGUGAACUCUUUUCUUAUAAGACACAAAAAAAAAGACUAAUCUUCGAAUUCGCACGUACAGCUCUGACAAGUUCCUUGAGUGUGAAAAGAUUCGUUUUUUUCUUGAACAUUUUUUUUCCAACGCUAACAAUCUCGAUAUACGAAUUUUAAUGAAUCGAAUGAAAUUGUUCGAUCGUUGAUUCGCCAUUGUAUACAAUCCCCAAUCUCAAGCCGAUUCAAUCGGUUUUUGAAACUUCGAGUUAAAUCAUUCGAAUAAUGUUCAUAAUUGCAGGUAUUAAUUGUCAAAGACUGUUGCAUUAUAUUUAGUAAUAAAUACAGAUUAUUGUACCAUUAAUAAUA